AUGGAUGGCAACAGGACGUUUUCCAGUGACUUCACCCUGGUGGGGCUCUUCGCUCACAGUACAGCCUCAGGAUUCCUGUUCGGUGUCAUUGGCGCCAUCUUCCUGACGGCCAUGGUGGCUAACGGGCUCCUGAUCUUCCUGAGCCACAGGGACGCGCUCCUCCACACGCCCAUGUACUUCCUGCUCAGCCACCUCUCCCUCAUCGACAUGCUGUACAUCUCCACCAUCGUGCCCAAGGCCUUGGUUGACUACCUUGUGGGCAAGGGCACCAUCUCCUUCACAGGCUGCACCACUCAGUACUUUCUCUACAUGGGCUUUGUGGGGGCCGAGUUCUUCCUGCUGGGCCUCAUGGCCUACGACCGCUACGUGGCCGUGUGCAGGCCGUUGCGCUACCCGGUGCUCAUGAGCCGCAGGGUCUGCUGGCUGAUCGUGGCCAGCUCUUGGUUUGGCGGUGCACUGGACAGCCUCCUGCUCACUCCCCUCACCAUGAGCCUCCCUUUUUGUGCCUCACACACUAUCAACCACUUCUUCUGCGAGGCCCCCACCAUGCUGAGGCUGGCCUGUGGCCGCAAGGCCGCCUAUGAAACGGUGAUGUACGCCUGCUGCGUCCUGAUGCUGCUGGCCCCCUUCUCCGUGGUGACCACGUCCUACACACGCGUCCUCAUUGCCGUGCAGCACAUGAAGUCCGCAGGAGGGAAGAGGAAGGCCCUGGCCACCUGCUCCUCACACAUGAUUGUGGUGACGCUGUUCUACGGGGCCGCCGUGUACACUUAUGUGCUGCCCCGGUCCUACCACACCCCACUCCAGGACAAGGUCUUCUCCGCCUUCUACACCAUCCUCACGCCCGUGCUCAACCCGCUCAUCUACAGCCUGAGGAACAGGGACGUGCAGCAAGCCUGCAGCAGGGUGUUAGGCAGGAAUCGAGGGCCUGCCGUGUGACACGGAGGGUGUGUGACAGCUCCUCCUGUCCGAGGCACUCGGGCCUCCGCCGGGAACCAUGAGGCCAACAGUGCAAGCAGCUGCCAGUGCCGAGGGUACAUCGGCUCCAGCAGGAUGGGGAACUAAUCCUGACAUUCCCACACGACUAUGCCAGGCUUCCAUAAACACAACUGGUAUUUUUCUUUCGUUCUGCUUUCAAUUCUCUGUCGUACUAGUUCUCUGAUUAGAGUUCCUCCGUGUGAGUGUCCCUGAAACAUCUGGCCUGAUCAUCUGAUUCCCUCAGCGUAGCUGGUGAUUCAGAUUAUAUUGU
Messenger RNA from Chinchilla lanigera (long-tailed chinchilla), 1249 nucleotides. Its product is annotated as olfactory receptor 2T6-like. The record is from RefSeq and is a predicted model, not a curated record. Gene Ontology annotation, molecular function: G protein-coupled receptor activity; olfactory receptor activity. The transcript has a single exon. NCBI's taxonomy places the organism in Eukaryota, Metazoa, Chordata, Mammalia, Rodentia, Chinchillidae. Bases 1 to 939 code for a protein of 312 amino acids. Gene Ontology annotation, cellular component: membrane. Gene Ontology annotation, biological process: G protein-coupled receptor signaling pathway.